CAAUUUCAGCAAUUUAAGCAAAACACUAUGGAUAAAUCAGGUAGGCUAUUCCUUAUUAGGACUAGUUUAUAAAAUUAGCCUCGUCUCGAACCAUGAAUCCGCUCUGGCUUCAAAUUCAUUCACACACCCUGCACAUUCUAAAACUUCUCCCACAUCUCUAAAGAUCAUUUAACUUCAACUUACUUAUGCCAUCAGCUUUCCACACAUUUAAGCUCGUCCCAGCAAUGGCACAAAACGCUUCCGCCCGUCAAUCGCAAAUCUCCACUCCACAACCUGCUCCCAUCCUUCCUCCUUCUACCCCAGCAAAUUCGCGUCCAUCGCCCAACAUGUCCUCUUCAACACAACCACAAAUCCAAACCCCAACAAUGGCGACACCUAGCAGUGAAUCGCGCAUGCAUCCUCCAAGUAUACCACGAAGUUUGAUGACGCCAGCGAGAGAAUUAAGAGAGAGUUCCGUCGCGAGUAGCAUUGGAGGUGGAAGUGCGACGCGCAAACCGAGACAGAAUUUAGAUGAGCGCGAUCAAAUUCAGGCAUUGAAAGCUUGCAUUGCUCAAAAACACAAUUUCAAAGAAGGCACCAAGAGUCAAUUUUGGAAUGGAGUCAAUGCACAAUUCCAUGAGUCUACAGGUAAAGUUCUAGCGCAAAUGAGCGCCACGGUCGCAAGAUUGGUAGAAGCUCGUAGGAGACAGGUCUGUGAUUGGGAAAAUGAAGUUAUACCAGAAAAGCCUGGUGGUGAAUUAAAUACAUUAUUGGAUGAAUGGAUUGAGUUUUUGAAGGUGGAAGAUGCAGAUGCGGAAAAUGAGAGACAACGACAAGUCGAUGCGAGAAGGAGGGUAGAGGAAUCUAGAAAAGAGGCCAGAAAACAAGUGAUUGCGCAAGAGAAUUUAAUGCAAAAUCAAAGUCCAGGCGUGAGAAUUGUCGCGGGUCCAGCUCCUCCACAGCCAGUUGCAGAUAUGGGACAAAAUCAACCUCAGCAUCCUCCUACUGGUCAAGAAUUGGUAUACCAAUCAGCUCCAAAUGGAGAAUUUUCCGAUGCGAACGGAUUCCGCCCGCACAAGAGACGAAGAACUACUAAUAAUGAGCACCAUCUACCACCACAAGUUCACCAGGAACCAAUCGUUCACUACGGUCAAGACUAUCGACUUCCCUCCCUCCCUCCAUCCGAACCACCGCGACGCGUAGUAGUAGAAGGGCAAUUAACCAAAGAAGACUGGCGCGAUAUCAUGGGCAACGAUGCACGAUUGCGGGUGCUGGAAAACAAAGUCGAUAAAAUUGAAAUGAUUGUUUCACAAAAUAACAAGCUGUUGUUGCAGUUAUUGGCGAAUCAGAAGACAGAUGAUAAGGACAAGGAGAGAGAAAGAGACAAGAGGAUCGAUUCAGAGGAUCAUGAUAGGGUGCCCGUUCAUUUGGAUGCGGAAUUUGAGAGGGAUUAUCUGUGAGCCUACCCUUGCGCUUCGAUGCGCAGUUCAAUUAUAUCUAGAAAAAGGACAUUUGCUGAGUUUUUAUUUUUAUUUUGAAAGAACGGGACGCUACUCAAAGACCCCAUUACCCAUAAAUGAUUAGCUGAGCUUUCGCUUGAUUUUCUCGUCUAGGCUUUAUGGGUACAACAGAAUUCAUCUUCAUACCGGGCUAUAGUUUGCAUAGGACAUCAAGGUUCUUCUUAAUCUACUAGGCGAUACCGUCAAAUCGUCGACUAUCUCCUUUCACUCUGGAAUUUGUAGGUAGAUUUGUUUGUUCGCUUGAAUAUAUCUACACGAGGCUAAUAGCAUUAAGAUAGUGCCCUAGGUUUAAAACGCCUUUGAGAGAUCCUCCGAUCAAAAUAGCCCUCAAACUUCCUCCCCAUCUAUCCUUAUUCUUCUUCUCUCCUGUUCUUUACAACUCACUCUACUUUACUUUACGCCGCUACACCAGUAACAAACAACCUUCCAAAUUACAAUUCACGGAGCGAAAUCCAGAAAAAAAAGCACCAACAUCAACACCAAUAGUAACAGUCACAAUCCGAUGUCUAUUCAUCAAGCAAAUCUAAUUUGAACAAACUGCCUUCGUAUAUGGAUUCAUUGGUUUCUUGAUCUACUUGUUAUUUGUAUUUGUAUUACUACGCCUCUAGGUAAACAUUUUCAUUCCUUCAUUGCCAUUGCCAUUGCCAUUGCCAUUGCCUCGAAAGCAUAUCUAUCUAAAAUAUUACCUAAAACCUCGUUCUGGAUAACGGGGGUUUGCUCAGGAGCAGUAUUGGAGGAUUAAGGGCGGGGGUAG
Molecule: messenger RNA, 2253 nt
Organism: Sclerotinia trifoliorum
Lineage: Eukaryota; Fungi; Ascomycota; Leotiomycetes; Helotiales; Sclerotiniaceae
Source: the annotation of a GenBank genome assembly